Cuscuta epithymum is the source of this 1377-nucleotide messenger RNA. Lineage: Eukaryota; Viridiplantae; Streptophyta; Magnoliopsida; Solanales; Convolvulaceae. The record is from the annotation of a GenBank genome assembly.
GUCCAGUCCAAUCCGAUCUAUCUAUCUUCAGUCCUCGACAAGUAGUCCCUACUAGCGACCAGCAAAACCCUAGCAACCCCAACGGCCUCCGUGACUCUAUCUCGGUGUGCCAUUGAGGUUUGUCUGAGCAACCAGCGUUAGAAAAUGGCGACCAGCGAUCAAACGGUGCUUCAGUUUUCGUCUCCUUCUGCAACAACCCUGUCCGCUCGGGUUCACCCGCUCGUGAUAUUCAACAUUUGUGACUGCUAUGUUCGUCGACCGGACCAAGCAGAAAGAGUAAUCGGUACUCUGCUGGGAUCAGUGUUAUCCGACGGAACCGUCGAUAUUCGCAAUUCCUAUGCCGUUCCUCAUAGUGAGUCACAAGAUCAGGUUGCCUUGGAUAUUGAUUAUCAUCAUAACAUGCUGGCAUCCCAUCAGAAGGUGAAUCCAAAGGAAGUCAUUGUUGGCUGGUUUUCCACUGGAUUUGGAGUUUCAGGCGGAAGUGCUCUAAUCCAUGAAUUUUACUCUAGAGAAGUAUCAAAUCCUGUACAUUUGACUGUUGACACAGGAUUUAAAAAUGGAGAGGCGUCCAUCAAAGCUUUUAUUUCUGUGAAUUUGACUCUAGGGGAUCAACCCAUUGCCGCAGAGUUCCAGGAAAUUCCAUUGGACUUGCGUAUGAUUGAAGCUGAGCGGGUUGGAUUUGAUAUACUGAAGAAAACAGCCGUUGACAAACUUCCUAAUGACCUAGAAGGAAUGGAGGCAUCAAUGGAGCGAUUGCUUGUUCUAAUUAAUGAUGUUCACAAAUAUGUUGAUGACGUUGUGGAAGGCCGUAUUCCACCAGACAAUAACCUUGGAAGGCUUUUGUCUGAGACUGUAAACACCAUUCCAAAAUUAUCACCACCAGAAUUUGAUAAGCUUGUGAAUGAUGGUCUUCAGGAUCAAUUGCUAUUACUAUAUCUAUCGAGCAUCACUAGAACACAACUUAGCUUGGCGGAAAAGUUGAACACUGCUGCUCAGAUCCUGUAGCUCUAAAGUCGACCUUUUGCAAGUCACGCCAGUUGUUACACAUUUGGUUUCUUAUGGGUCUGUUAGCCCACCAAUGGCUGUUAGUUUUGAGAUUAUAUAGUUUGAUAUUAUUCAUUUUUCUUUUUCAUGAUAUUUUUCCCUUGUUUUUGUAAACAUUGGCUGCGAUCAGCCCCCCAAUUUUAUUGUUGCAGCUUUUAUGUCCAUCAGUCCAUGCCUCCAUGGUAAAGGACUUGAUGUGAAUGAAACCCGAAAAAGGAUCUAACGAUUCUAACUUGACUGUUUAUCUCUACAUUCCAAAUGAUAAUACGCCCUGUUUGCUCUAAUUACGUAUGCCGAGUGCUGACUGCUGAAGCUGAUGGAUUAUAAUUUCAC